This is a messenger RNA of Erythranthe guttata (spotted monkey flower), 2913 nucleotides long. The record is from RefSeq and is a predicted model, not a curated record. NCBI's taxonomy places the organism in Eukaryota, Viridiplantae, Streptophyta, Magnoliopsida, Lamiales, Phrymaceae.
UCCUUACGUAAACUUUACACACACACACACACACACACACACACACACUACAAGUAGCAAUUCUCUACUAGCUAGCAAUCACAGUUUCACACUAUAUUACACAACUUUCUCUCUCUAACCACUUAAUUCUCUCUCUCUAGAAACAGGGAAUUAAACAUGAACAUGCAUGUAAUAAGUCGCCCUAUUUCAAUCUCUUCUUUCCGUGUUCUUCUCGUAAUUCUGUUACAACUCGCGACCACGUCAGAUUCUUCUCUAGAUUCCUUCAUAUACGUGGGCUGCUCCCAGAUAAGCUACGCGCCGGGAACCGCGUUCGAGUCAAACGUCAACUCCAUACUCUCCUCCAUACUCAACUCCGCCGCCGUCUCCAACUACAACAACUUCAAGAUCUCUAACCCCGGCGCCGGCGCCGGCGACACCGUCUACGGCCUCUUCCAGUGCCGCGGCGACCUCAGCACCUCCGACUGCCACGACUGCGUCUCGAACGGGGUCACCCGGCUCGGCGCGUCCUGCGUCGGCUCCACAGGCGGCGCGUUGCAGUUCGACGGGUGUUACCUCAGGUACGACAACGCGUCCUUUCUGGGGGUGGAGGACAAGACGGUGGCCUCCGAUAAGUGUGGGCCCAUCGGAGAUGAGUCGGACUUGUUGACCCGGAGGGAUUCGGUGCUUGAUUUUCUAAAGUCCGGCGGGCAGUUUUUCCGGGUAAGUGGGUCGGGUAAGAUCCAGGGGCUGGCCCAGUGCGUGCAGGAUUUGAGCGUUGACGAGUGCCAGGAUUGUUUGUCUGAGGCGAUCCAACGGCUGAGAAGUGAGUGCGGGUCAUCUGCUUGGGGGGACAUGUUCUUGGGGAAAUGCUACGCGCGGUAUUCGGAGCGUGGGUACACCUCAAAACACGAAAAUGGUGAUGACGUGGAGAAAACAUUGGCCAUUUUCAUUGGACUUGUGGCUGCUGUUGCAAUACUAAUUGUCUUCCUCUCUUUCUUCAGUAAACUUUUUGAUAGCAAAGUGUUCAAAAAAUACUGCUUUAUGAAAAAACGACACAUAUUUAUGAACAGAGGGAAGAGCGAUUUUUCCCGCCAAAAAAAAAAAAUGAUUUCCCGCCACCACCUGAUCUUGCUGGUCAUCAUCUUCUCCGUUACAACAUUCCUCCCCACCACAUUCUCCAACCUCGCCGCCGACCGAUCAGCCCUCCUCCGCCUGCAAGCCGCCGUCCGCGGCCGCACCCUCCUCUGGAACACCACCUCCGCCGCCGCCGCCUCACCCUGCUCCUGGGAAGGCGUCACGUGCGGCGGCGGCGCAACCAACCCCCGCGUCGUCGCACUCCGCCUCCCCGGCGACGGCCUCAGAGGCCGCCUCCCGCCGAACUCCGUCGGAGGCCUGACCGAGCUCCGCGUCCUCAGCCUCCGGCGAAACUCCCUCUCCGGCGAAAUCCCCUCCGAUCUCUCGUCAUGCACGCAUCUCCAAGACCUCCACCUGCAAGGAAACAACUUCUCCGGCGAAUUCCCGGCAAGCUUCUUCACUCUAACAAACCUCCUCCGCCUCAACUUAGCCGGAAACAGCUUCUCCGGAAAUAUAUCACCCCGGUUCAACAACCUAACCCGGCUGAAAACCCUGUACUUAGAAAACAACCGGUUCACCGGACCACUCCCGAAUUUACCAAACCCUAAUCACCUAACAAACUUCAACGUUUCGGGUAACGGGUUAACGGGUCAAAUCCCAUCGGAUUUCGCCAUUUUCACUCCACAAUCUUUCCUACAAACCUCUCUCUGCGGCCACCCUCUUGCUUCUUGCUCAAGCAACAAUGGCGGCGGCGGCGGCAGUAGCCUCUCCACGGGAGCAAUCGCCGGAAUCACAAUCGCAUCAACCCUCGUCUUACUUUCAAUAAUCCUCAUAACCACAUUCGUAAUUUCACGGCGAAAACGAAAUAUCCGAACCCGAAAAAUCCUUCCUCAUAUACUCGAAAGAUCGUCCCCUACGCCGUGUUCCCCUGUCAAACCAAAAAUCGAAAUCAAUAAUCACUCCGUUUAUUACGACGAAAAACGAACGAGCGACGACGGACUGGUGUUGUUCGGAGAAGAUCAAGUUGAAAAUUUCAGCUUGCAGGAUUUGUUGAGUGCUUAUGCAGAGGCGAUGGGGAAAGGUACGGUUGGAUCGACGUACAAGGCGUAUUUCGACAGUGGCGUUGAGGUAAUUGUGAAGAGGUUGAAAAAUGUUCGUGUUUCCGAGGAAGAGUUUAUUGUUAAAAUUGAGGAAGUUGGAUUGUUUGAUCAUGAGAAUUUGGAGCCGGUUCGAGGUUAUUUCUAUGGUAGAGAUGAGAAGCUUCUUCUCUAUGAGCCCAAGACAAAUGGAAGCUUGUCUGAACUUCUUCAUGGAAACAACAAAAGACAGCUAUCGUGGGAAAACAGGGCUAAAAUAGCUCUUGGAGUUGCACGCGGUAUCGAAUAUCUCCACUCCGUGGGCCCCACAACCGCACACGGCAACCUCAAAUCAUCGAACGUUUUCCUCACGGAAAACUACGAAGCACUUGUCUCCGAGUUUUGCCUAACGCACCUCGUUUCGCCACUUGGCAAUCUCAACGGAUAUCGAGCGCCUGAGGUGGCGGAUACACGCGAUGUUUCACGACAAGCGGAUGUGUAUAGCUUUGGAAUCUUGCUUUUGGAAAUUCUUACAGGUAAAGAACCGGACAAGGUUUUGACCGAGGAAGGGAUCGAGUUGCCUAAUUGGGUUCGAUCGGUCGAUCGGGAGAAGUGGAGUGUUGAAGUGCUUGAUUCUUCUUCUGAUUUGGUCGGGUUUGAAAAUUUUGAGGAGAGAAAAUUGGUGAAACUGUUAAAACUCGCGAUGUCUUGUACUGAUCAGCUUCCUGACGAGCGACCUUCCAUUGAAGAGGUCGCCCGACGGAUUGAAAAGAUAUGUGGUUGA